Acanthopagrus latus (yellowfin seabream) is the source of this 6159-nucleotide messenger RNA. It is a transcript of the gene dyrk1ab, whose product is annotated as dual-specificity tyrosine-(Y)-phosphorylation regulated kinase 1A, b. Gene Ontology annotation, cellular component: nucleus. NCBI's taxonomy places the organism in Eukaryota, Metazoa, Chordata, Actinopteri, Spariformes, Sparidae. Gene Ontology annotation, molecular function: ATP binding; protein serine/threonine kinase activity; transcription coactivator activity. The transcript has 11 exons. Gene Ontology annotation, biological process: peptidyl-serine phosphorylation; protein autophosphorylation; positive regulation of DNA-templated transcription. The coding region runs from base 889 to 3093 and encodes 734 amino acids. The record is from RefSeq and is a predicted model, not a curated record.
AGGGUUUUUUUCCCAGCUCAGUCUUUUCAAAUGUUCUCCCUUCCCGCCGGAAUAAUGCUGUCAGUGGAUAUAUAUUUGCCGUUUUUGGAUAUCGAAAUGCGUCUAGUGGAUCGGAUUAAGAAGAUCAAGAGGCCGACGUUUUAACAUAGUUGAAAUAAUUAGGCGGCGCCGCACUAACUCAGUUGUCCGUGUCUCUGGUCCACCGGGCCGGUUCACUGCGCAGGUUUGGACCGCGCGCCAUUUUGUGAAAAUUGACACAAAAUUCCUAACCAAAAUUAUCAGAGGACACGGUUUAUGUUUCAUGUUUAAAACAGUCUGGAUUUAACUCUAUUGUCGUAUUUAUCGAAGUGGCCGACGCUAAAUUUGCAAAGACAACGUUAAAUCAGAAUUUGGCAUAACGUUUAUUUAGCGGUAGCUAGAAUUGUUAGCUUGAGGCUAGCCAAAGAAGCUACAGCUAGCCAGGGCAGGUAGCUAAUGUUAGCUGCGUUCAUUUUGUCAACUAGCUAGCCAGUUCGCUAAGGUUAGCUAGUAAGUUAUGCGUGCUAGUUAACGUUAGCAUGCUAGUCAUCAGCUGAUGGUAACGUUAGUCAAAGUUGCUUCGAUCGCCGAUGUUGUUCAUCAAAGAUUGGGAGAUGAAGCGCGUAUUUAAUCUGGCUGGCGAAUAAUUUCAGAGUGUGCCCAUCAGAGGACGGGGAUUGGAUUUAACGUUAACAUUACUCGCUAACCGUGCAGGGAGGGGAGAAUCUCAAGCUGGAUAAGUUUCCUCAUCAUACAGGUUAUUGGACUUUAAAUGAAGAUCGUGCCAUCAGAGGAGGAGAGACUUCAGCAUGCAAACCUUCGUCCGUCCGGCUUGCGCCCUCUUUUUCUUUACACACUGCUGGUCUUCAGAUGGCUGCUCCAAUGCCCCAUACGCACCAGCAGUACAGUGACCGCCACCAGCCAAGCACUGACCAAUCUGUUACGGUCUUACCGUACAGCGACCAGACACCACAGCUCACUGCCAAUCAGAGGCACAUGCCCCAGUGCUUUCGUGACCCAACUUCAGCUCCCCUGAGGAAGCUCUCCAUUGACCUUAUCAAAACAUACAAACACAUCAAUGAGGUGUAUUAUGCAAAAAAGAAGCGACGGCACCAACAGGGUCAGGGUGAAGACUCUAGUCAUAAAAAAGAGAGGAAAGUCUUUAAUGAUGGCUAUGACGAUGAUAACUAUGACUACAUCGUCAAGAAUGGGGAGAAGUGGAUGGACCGCUAUGAGAUUGAUUCCUUGAUAGGAAAAGGAUCAUUUGGACAGGUUGUGAAAGCAUAUGACCGUGCGGAGCAGGAAUGGGUUGCCAUUAAGAUCAUCAAGAACAAGAAAGCUUUCCUCAAUCAAGCCCAGAUUGAAGUGCGCCUCCUAGAGCUCAUGAACAAACAUGAUACCGAGAUGAAAUACUACAUUGUUCACCUAAAGCGUCACUUCAUGUUCCGGAACCACCUCUGCCUCGUGUUUGAGAUGCUUUCAUAUAAUCUGUAUGACCUACUCCGAAAUACCAACUUCCGCGGCGUCUCACUCAACCUAACCCGGAAGUUUGCCCAGCAGCUAUGCACGGCGCUGCUCUUCCUGGCCACGCCUGAGCUCAGCAUCAUCCACUGUGACCUGAAGCCUGAGAACAUCCUCCUCUGUAACCCCAAGAGGAGUGCCAUCAAAAUAGUGGACUUUGGCAGCUCAUGCCAACUGGGACAAAGGAUAUACCAGUAUAUCCAGAGUCGCUUCUACCGUUCCCCAGAGGUGCUGCUGGGAAUGCCCUAUGACCUGGCCAUCGACAUGUGGUCCCUGGGUUGCAUCUUGGUAGAGAUGCACACUGGAGAACCUCUCUUCAGCGGAGCCAACGAGGUGGACCAGAUGAACAAAAUAGUUGAGGUUCUUGGUAUCCCGCCUAAUCACAUAAUGGACCUAGCCCCAAAAGCCAGGAAGUUCUUUGAGAAGCUUUCAGAUGGUACAUGGAGUGUUAAGAAGACCAAAGAUGGCAAAAGGUAUAAGCCUCCAGCCUCGCGGAAGCUCCACUCCAUCCUGGGUGUGGAGACAGGGGGUCCAGGUGGCCGGCGGGCGGGGGAGUCUGGCCAUGCUGUUGCUGACUACUUGAAGUUCAAGGACCUGAUCCUGCGGAUGUUGGACUAUGACCCUAAGAGCCGCAUCCAGCCCUACUAUGCCCUGCAGCACAGCUUCUUCAAGAAGACUGCGGAUGAGGGGACCAAUACAAGCAGCAGCGUGUCUACAAGCCCCGCAUUAGAACAGUCCCAGUCUUCAGGAACCACCUCCAGCACCUCCUCUAGUUCAGGAGGAUCAUCUGGGACAAGUACCAGUGGCAGAGCAAGAUCAGACCCUACCCAUCACCACUUGCACAGUGGAGGACACUUCGGCACGGCUCUGCCUGCCAUGGAUGGUGACAGCCUCUGCCCACAGGUCAGUAAGUCACCAGGAAGGAUCUGCAGGAGUGGAGUUCUUGAGGUGGUUUCAAACAGAAUGGCAAGACAGCCUUACCCACCCCCGCUGGUGUGGGGAGGUGGCGUUGGACCAGAGUCAGUCACUGGAGAGACCCACCCAGUCCAGGAGACCACCUUCCAUGUUCCCCCUCAGCACCCUAAGGCCCUGCAUCCCCACUCACAUACUCAUCACCACCACGGGCAGAUGAUGGCUACGCGGCCACGCCCACGCCACUACACCUCCCCGACACACAGCUCCUCGACACAGGACUCCAUGGAGGUGGUUCAUGGCCAUCUGUCCAUGACCUCCCUGUCUUCCUCUGCCUCCUCUUCCUCUACAUCGUCCUCUUCCACUGGGAACCAUGGCAACCAGGCCUACCAGCUCCGCCAUUUGCCUGCCGGAGCCCUUGACUUUGGUCAGAAUGGUGGGCUGAGCAUGGGGCUAGGUGCCUUCUCGAACCCACGGCAGGAGACUGGCAUGGCAGCGCACCCUGCAUUCUCCAUGGGCACGAACACAGGGCCUGCCCACUACCUAGCGGAAGGCCACCUGGGCAUGAGGCAGGGCAUGGACCGGGAGGAGUCUCCAAUGACUGGAGUGUGUGUGCAGCAGAGUUCUAUGGCCAGCUCGUGACUGCACUGACAUUUGGCUGUGUGUUCCCCCUGUGCGUCAUUUUUAAGGUGGUGUUUUUUACUACAAGGUGUGUUGAGAACAAAAGCUGCUCACGUCAGAAGGGAGAUAUCACUGAACCGCUACUACAGAGAAAAACCUUUGUUAAAAAGUAUAUAUGUAAUUUUCAUCAGUUUUUCUUUUGCAAUCAUUAGGCACAAAAUAAUACUGCGGAAUAACCAUAGUGAGAUUGAGACAUCCAUCUUACCAUUUCACCAGUUUCAUGUAACCACCAAGUAAUCACCAUAUGGUAUUAUGUGGCAAAAUCUUCUAAGGAGCAUUUCAGAGCGAAGUUUGAAGCUGUUUUGCAGGUAGCUGUUGGUGAUGAAAUGCUUGGCGUCCUCUUUUGGUUCAAACCGUGGACUGCCUGACAUUACUGUUCCACUGGUUCUUAAUUAUUUUGCCCUUUUUAAGUGAAAUUUCUCGUUAAAAGCUGCUUGUAAAUCCUGUAGCUUGACAAUGAGGGGAAGUGUUUGCGGUGAUAUUUCUUGUUGUUGGUCGGUAUUGUGUAACUCUUGUUAAAGGGGAGCACAUAGCAGUGGAGUCCCUAUAGCGUGUGCUGGCCGGGUGGAGAGGAGACCCUGCAGGUGGAUACUGACACCAGCUGGGUCAAAGGAGAGGGAAGCACCACCCCUCAGGCCUAGAGGCCCCUGUAGUCCUGCAAGCUGCAACCGGGCCCGGCACAGAUGAGAGCAGCGAUGGGCACGGGAGACGAAAGGAUCCAGCCCAGUGAAAGGAAGACAGUCAGUGGCUGGUUCUAGAUAACCCUUUGGCCUUAUGACUCAUGGACUUGGAAAUGGGAUGGAGCUGGACAUUAUCAUUUGAAUUAAGAUGGCUUUUCUCUAUUUUUCUCUCUAGACAGCCCUUAAUUCUUUAAGGAAAUUAAAACAACUUAGAAAAAGGUAAAUAAGAAUGGUAAUUUGAGGCCUUUCUCGACAAAGAUUUCUUCUUCAGCAGGGCCCCACAUAACAGGGUCUUAUUGUACACAACAACCUCCUAAACAUUACUUCCUUGAAAAUCUUAUUCAAUGGUUAAGGAUUUUGCAGUGGAAAGAACUAUCUAUUCCAGAGUCUACCCUUUUAUGUUUUGUUAUUUUUCCCUUUUGCAUGUAGUUCCUCAUCAGAACCACCUGCACAAGUCUCUCCAUCCAAAACAUGGAAACUGAAGAAAAAAAUGAGUUAAGUGACUGCCUUUUUUCUCCUCAAAUUAUGCUGUGAAUUUUACAAGAAUUUAUUUUCCCUUUGGAUAUGUUUUUAUACCAAAGCAGUUGUUUUAUAGCAUAUAGGUGUCUGUAACCAAUAAUGUAGCAGUUCACCACUUUGACGCAAAGUUUAUCAAGAUCUUAUUUUAACGUCAAUACAAACAGCUGCAAUAUAUUACUUUAGCAAAACUGGAGACCGUUGUUGAGACCGUUGGCUAUUGUGUAUUCUGGCCAGAUUUGUUUGCAACGUUUUACCAAAACUGUUUCCAUAUUAAUUGGUAGAUUAUUUUGGGAGUCUUUUAAAACUUUGGUAUGUUAGAGAAUUUGGUAGUUACUCUGCAGGCUCCGGAGUAGCAAGAUAGAAGCUGAUGGUUUAAAAAAAAAAAAAAAGGAGACUAAUGCGUUCUAUUUCUGUGUCGUCGUUUUUCUUUUGCCCCCAUCAUACUAUUUCAAAGGGUUUUGCUGCCUUUCAUACAUCAUUUGGUCAACUUGGCUAGUUUCUGCCAUGAAGCAAGACUUUACGUCAUUGUCUUGGCAGGGUAAGGAUAAUAGUGGCAAAUCAGUUUGUGUUGAAUGGUAUUUUUCUGAUUUGGUAGGGCAGAUCCCCCAUGAUUGUUGUCCUAUUCAAAGGGAAAGGGUGUCCGUCAGCCCACAGUCACAUGCUUUGCCUAAGCAGACAUGCAUGUCCUCAAAACAUUACAGUCAAUAACCAGAUUUUUUUUUAUAUCAGGGAUUUUGAAGUGCUUUCUUUCUUCUGUUGCUCAUUUUACCAGCUUUGAAAAUUAGACAGAAAAAACCCUGCCCACAGCCACCUUUCAAAAUUUAAGGGCAGGCCACAGGUCAUGCUGUUGCCAUUUUAAAGGAGAAACCAUCAUAAAGAGAUCAUGCUUGGUAUUUCCACAAACACAAAUGUAAAGCUACCUAUAUUGAGAUUGGGGUUUUAUCUGGAUGUCAAGGUUAAUUGCAAAUUUGCAAUCAUUUUUCAUACCCCGCAGAAUUUGAGACAUUUAGAAAUUGCCAGUGGUUUUAUUGCUGGCACUCAUACUGGUACUAAACAUUCCAAAAAUAAAGACUGAAAAAUAAAAAAAAUUGACUGCAGUGACUCGUAAGUGUGCGCCUAUUUCAGAUCAUGCUGAUUGACCUCUUAUUUAGAGCAGUUGUCAUGAAAUGCAGCCCCUUUUUAAUAGUUGAAAUAGAAUUUAUGUAUAUAUUUAUAUUUUUUUAAUAAAGGAAGUAUAGAACUCACUACCUUGCUCCUGCUGGUAUGUUGAUUAUGUUUGUCAAUUUGGUGACCAUUCAGUGGGCAGGAACUCCUGUUUUCUUAGUGGCAAAACCUUGCCUUUUGGCAAAGGUACUUGACUACAUCAGGACAACACUAUGAGGUAGGGUUUGAAUCAAACAGGGAAAGCUAGAUCUUCAAACCUUAAUAAUUUUCACAGGGUAUAUUGUAAGUGCAUGUACAUCACAAACCUUACUUUUUGGUUAUAUGAGAAGCACAUGGUUGAAAAAAAGGUUCCAUCUUUCAUAAGCCUGUUGAGUUUGUGGGUUAUACACAAACACGUAUACUUGUUGACAUAUCUGAACACCCAACAGAAGUUGAAAUCCUCUUAUUUAAUUUGGAUUUAUCCUUUUCAUUUUUGAUUUCACAUUUUUUCACUUUUUUUGUACAUGCAACAUGCACUAUAGAAUUGAACAGCAUGGGGGAAAGGAUAAGUCCAUGUAUCCACAGAUUGUAAGAUCUAGUCAAGACUUUGCUGUGUUUAUGACAAUGCCCUUUGUAUUAUAUUAAGACAGUCUUAUGUAUGAUAUAUAAAAAGAAGUUAAUUGAA